AUGGCUCCAAAGCGCCUGCCCUUCACCACGCUCCUCCUGCUUCUCCUCUCGUCUUUCCUGGUCCUCACCACGCGCGCGGACGACAAGUCAGCCGUGGACGCGAUAUUCAAGGCCGCCGGCGCGUACACGAGCGGCGGGUCGCUGCCUCCAGUGUGCGAGCGCGGAGGAAUCACCUGCGAGAACGAGCGCGUGGUGCAGAUCGAAUUCUCGCAAUGCGCCGACCCGCCCGCCCCCACCAUGCUGGACGGCACGCUGCACUCGGCGCUGGGCUCGCUGGGUAGCCUGAGGGCGCUCAACUUGUCGUGCAACAGCCUGCGCGGCGCCAUCCCCAGCACGCUCACCAAGCUGCAGCACCUCACGGCGCUGGACCUGAGCUUCAACCGCCUGCGCACGCGCGUGCCGCGCCACCUCUUCCGCAUCCCUGCCGUGCACACGCUGCGCCUGCGCAACGCGGGGCUCUCCGGCUGGCUGCCACGGAAACCCAGAAGCUUCUCCCACACGCUGCGCCACGUGGAUCUGGCGCACAACCGCAUGUGGGGCUCCCUGCCCAGGGCUGUCCGCAACAUGCGCAAGCUGGAGAGCCUCGACGUGAGCUUCAACCGCCUCAGCAGCACCAUCCCCAAAUCCCUCUCCCGCAUCAAGACCCUGCGCAGCCUCGAUCUGAGCUUCAACCGCUUCACCGGCACGAUCCCCGCGGGGCUGACUACGCUGCACAGCAUGGUGAACCUGAGGCUCGCAGGCAACCGCAUUGGGGGCGUUAUUCCGGCGGGGCUGACCCACAUGACACGGCUGCAGGUGAUGGACCUGAGCCGCAACCAGCUGCGCACGCGCAUCCCCGCUGCCAUCCUCUCCAUGCGAUCCUUAGAGCAGCUGCACCUGCAGCACAAUUAUCUCCGCAGCACCUUCCCCCGCACCCCGGUGGCGCUGUCCCACAGCAUCAAGCACUUGGACGUGUCACACAACGGGCUGUCAGGGCUGCUGCCAACGACCCUGCAGAACCUGGGCAACCUCACGCACCUCAACGUGGCGUGGAACGGGCUGGACGGCACCGUGCCCACCACUCUGAACAACCUGCCCCUGCGCCACCUGGACCUCAGCCACAACGCCUUCAACGGGUCGCUUGGAGUGACCGCCCAGGACGCGCUGUACGGGCAGAGCAACCGGUUUGACGGCGUGGUGGCAGCGGCGUUUGCCGACGGAGGCAGGGCCCCACUGAAGGUGCUGGACCUGAGCUACAACCUGCUCACCGCACUCAACCCCUUCCGAAACUGGAACCUGACGGAGAGGAUCAUCCUCUCUCAUAACUCCAUCCAGCAGACCGUGCCUGUGCAUUUUCUCGUGGACGAUGCGGCAGCGGGCGGCACGCGUGCCAAGCACCUGGACCUGAGCUACAACCUCAUUGGCGGCACCUUGCAGCCGCUGCACACGUUGACUGCGUUGACCAGCCUUGACCUGACGGGCAACCAGCUGACUGGGGGCGUGCCCACGUGGGUAAACAAGCUGACGAGGCUGCGGCGGUUGCACCUGGGGGAGAACCAGCUGGGCGGCACUCUGCCUGUGGAGCUCUUCGCGCCUGCCAGCGCGCUGCAGCAUGUGGACGUCAGCGGCAAUGCCCUCUCAGGCGCGCUCCCGACCCUUGUCAACUGCCCGGCGGUGCUGGACCUAUCGAACAACGGGCUGCAAGGCGAGCUCACAGCGGCCAUGCUGGCACCCUGUGUCGACGCCGCGCCUCUCACGGACCUCGACCUCUCGAGCAACAAGUUCACCGGACCCAUCCCCACCGCGCUCACGCAACUCCGCUUCCUCCACCGCCUCAACCUCAGCCGCAACGCGUUCUCCGACUCCAUUCCCCGCGGAUUCACCGCGCUUGGCGCGCUGCGCGAUCUCGACCUGUCGCAUAAUCUCCUCGGGGGGAGCAUUUCGGAGAACCUGGGAAGCAGCGUGGCGUUGAAGACGGUCGCGCUAGGCGGGAAUGGUCUGUUCGGGCAAAUACCUUACUGGCUGCGCAAGUUCCACGUGGAGAGCUUCAGGCCGGACAACUGGCAGCUGUGUGAUCCGCCGCUGCCUGUCUGCGUCCCCGCUGUAGCUAUGUUUUAA
Closterium sp. Naga37s-1 is the source of this 2097-nucleotide messenger RNA. Lineage: Eukaryota; Viridiplantae; Streptophyta; Zygnematophyceae; Desmidiales; Closteriaceae. The record is from the annotation of a GenBank genome assembly.